Papilio xuthus (Asian swallowtail) is the source of this 6126-nucleotide messenger RNA. RefSeq names its product serine-rich adhesin for platelets. Bases 209 to 5599 code for a protein of 1796 amino acids. The transcript has 3 exons. NCBI's taxonomy places the organism in Eukaryota, Metazoa, Arthropoda, Insecta, Lepidoptera, Papilionidae. The record is from RefSeq and is a predicted model, not a curated record.
GGGGUAACACGUGCCCAAAGGUCAAGCCUCCAGGUUAACGCAGGUUAACCGACAGUAGGUUAUAGUGCAACGAUGAACCAUUUUUGUACAAAGGAAAAUGUGAUUCAGUCUGCAGAGGGUUAAACAAUUUUGGGUUCGUUUUUUUGUGCGGACGAAGUUUUAAAAAAAAAAGGAUUUUUUUUAAGUGAUAAUAGUGGUCGCAAAAAAGAUGGCGCACCACUCCGUGCUUAGGAUAUUAUGUCUUCUGGUUGCCGUUGCUGCAACACACGGUGAUAAGGAGCAGACAAGAUGGUCGCGACAGAUCAGCUCGUACACUGCAGACAUCAGUGACUGGGUGCCGCUGCCCGGACCCGUCGAGAGGGAACUCACACAGACAAAGAAGCAACCAGUUGCCGAACCUCGCAUACUCUCGGAACCCUUCCCCACGUACACGAGGUCCAGUGGAUUCAACCAAGGAGUAUUCAAUCAGGACGCGUUCCCUUCGAGAAUGUUCCUAAACACACCGACUAAUAGGCAACUGUACUUACAGUCUCUACCCGCAGUACCUUCAGCUCCACAAAACUAUUUAACAGAGCAAGGAUUUGGACAAAGCAUUCGUUUUGGCUUAUCACAACCGAACUUCCCAUUAAACCAAGGAUUCAUCUCUCAGCCGCUGAGCUUCGAAACCAUUCCCCAGUUGAAUACGAAGCCGCAGCAAUUUUCACACAAUCCACAAAUUAAGUUCGACAAUCCACCGAAAAUUAGCCAACCUAUACGACCCCAGGUGCAACCUUUCAUUACUCAAGCUCCGAUAAAGCCCGAAAUACCAAGAUAUAUCGACGGUUACCGCGUACAGAAUGUCAGCAACGAUUUUAACACGAAGAGACCACAGUCGUUACAGAAAUUGAAAUAUGAUGGUGUAAAGGCAGAGACUAUUUCACCAAACAAACCAAAAGUCGAGCGGGAGGAAGUUCAGUUGCUCUACGUUCCUCUGGAGUCGUUAAAUUCAGGACAAUUUAAUUUCAGAACUCCUAUCGCUACUCCUCAAGUUAUAAAUUCUGAUCUAUACAGCCAAAUUCAAAAACAGUUUCCUCCGAACCCUCCACAAAUACAAAAACAAAUUCCUGUUAAUACACCUCCCACCAAUAAACCCUCUGCAGACUUUCAAAAGCAAACAAUUAAAAAUGUGGAGAAUUUAAGUCCAAGACAAGAAGUUUUCCCAAACUAUAACACGAAGACGAACAAUGUUGACCAAAUACCUAAGUUUACUACAUUGUCUUCACCGUUCCCACCUGUACCUUCAUCAACUCCCAAGCCAAAGAAGCUCAAGCCACACCAACCUCCCCUUGCGAUAUUUUUAACUCAAGAAGCGAGGAAGAAUCAACAAGUUAAAGUUGGAGACGUUUUGUACUCUUUGAAAAACGCUAACACUAUUGCUGUUCUGGACGCUGUAAACCCACAAACUGCUCCGAAAGUAUUCAUCGGCCCCUCCUCAUUGACCCCACCAGAAAACUAUGUAAAAUUCGAAUUGCCAUAUUUAUCUAACAUUGAAAAUAUUGAGAAGAAACUUCGACAGUUACCUUUCUUCGUAGCACCUCUAAGCUACAAAACGCCUCAAGGAUUCGCGAAAAUUCCCUUCCCGUCCCCACACGUGGGUUCUGUAGUAAUUAAUUCUCAAAUUAAUAAAGAGGCAACACCUCAAAUUCAUCCCACAUUAUCCGAUUCCCCACCUAGUUUUUACACGUACAAUCAAUACCCAACCAAACAAGCUCAAAAUAUAGAACCUCAGAAAUCGAAUACCAAUUAUUAUUCAACUGCACCACCAAAACCAUCAAAUUUCGAGCCGAAUUAUUAUUCUUUCGAACAACAAGGAACAAGAAAAGAACCUGAAACAGGAUCGAAAGCCAAUUCUUAUUUCUUAAGCAACAUUGGAAGUCAAUACAAUCCAAAUAAUUAUGUCAAUUUUCCGUCAGCAUCGAUAGUUGAGAACUACCCAACCUAUCAGAGUUCAACAGCUCGUACGAUACCCGCACAAAAACCUUCAACUACAACCACGUCAACAACAACAACUACGACGACAACCACAACAACAACUCCGAAGCCCUCAACAUUCCCUAGUCAAUUACUAGAAACUCAUAAUCCUUACUCUAUCAACCAUGCGUUCCAUUUUAGUACACCGAUAGAUUAUCAAAACUUUUUCGACGAAUACAAAGAAAACUAUGCUACUCCUGGACAAGCUCCCAACUCACAAGCGCAACCUGAAGUAAAUGUAUCUUCACCGAACCCAGUAACCAAUUCUCAAGAAACAGAAAGAACACAAUCAACAUUUGUACAAGGAUCGCCAAAUUAUUUACAAGGGUAUACACCUGAAAUACAUUACGAGUCCGAAGUACAACAUUCAAGAUAUCCAACAUAUGAUACAAACCAACAAACAAAUAAACAGUCUGAUUAUAGUCAAACAAAUAAUCCAGUAAUUGAAGAGGAUAGUUUUAAACCGAGCAGUGAUCUAGCGCCAUCUAGGAAUGUCAAUGAGCAAACACCAACUGAAUCUAUUUUAAGUCCUACAAAUCCUUCAGCUGACGAUAAUACACCGCCUGAAUCAACUGAGAAUCAUAUUCCUGUGACAAAUCCUCCAUUUGACUACAGCCAUUAUGACAACAGUUACAGUGCAGGUGAAUAUGAACAAUCUACUCAAAGCUCUACUACCACUACUUCAACAACAACAACAACACGAAGACCACCUUUGAGAACUAGAGGCCGUCCACGAUAUCCUACAACUAAAGCCGAUACCGGAGAGUACACUACUAAACAAACCAUCACUCGAAGACCGCUUAGAGAGCGAAGGCCUCUGCCGAGUAGGACAAGAUAUGAACCAAAUAAGAUAACGACGGAGAAAGCUGUCAGGAAAGCCACAGAAACAACUGAAGCUACUACUAAAUACACAAGAACGAGGACCAGGGGACGAGUCCAUUAUAGACCAUCUGAAUCUGAUGACAUUCCUGGAAAACGUUCGAAACAAAGCAGCAAGGAAAAUGAUCUCGCAUAUCAAAGAGACGUUUUACAUCAAAACUAUCCAGUGACACUAAUGGAAAGAACUAGCACUGUUGAUAUUGAGGCAAUCACUGAACCUACGUUCAGAGCUUCUCCUACCGGCACAAGAUAUUCUGAGGACACCGAAAACGCUUACAGCAAUGAUAAAGUUACUGUAACCGAACAUUCCUUUAAUACUGAAAAUACGGAGGACAUGCACGAGUACUCCAAAGACUCCUCAUCUCCAAAUGUAUUGUCGAUUAGAAAUGAAGAACAUGUUUAUCAAUCAAGAAGUAGUCCCGUGCCAGAAAAUACUUAUCCUACACACGAGGAAUCAAAAGACGAUGAUACAUACAGUAAACAAACAACUCCCAUACAACCAUCUGCAGUAGAAGAGGUAACCGAGCCUGCUGUUUUUGAAUCAGCGACACAAGGAAAUGAGGACCAUUACUCACCAACUUACAAAUAUGAUUCUAUAAAAGAGGAGGAUGAAACUACUACACAACAAAAUAUUGAUAACAGUAACGUUCAAAAUGAAAGCGAAAAUCAACAACCGGAGCAAGAAGAAAACGUUAUUCAAACUACUCCAUCGUAUAACAGAGUCCGAGUGAGACCGGGAGUCAUUAGGCAGUACCAUCAAAGUUCCACUGAGUCUUCUAGAGUUAGAGUGGACAGAAGGAGGCCAGGGCAAGCAAUUACAUACAGACCUACGUUCGAUAAACGCAGAACUACUAUGCGUAUUGAUGAAAUAGAAGCCGAUUUGAAAACGAAACAAAUCCAUUCGCGUCCAGAGGUUCAAGACUACAGACAUCCCGUCUACAAGCCUGAACCAACUACCGAACCAUCUGUAACAACUCCUUUAACACAAGAGACGACCAAAAGGGGCCUUUAUCGUCGUAGAAGACCAACAUACACAGUGUCUUCAACAGAGACGUCAACAAGUAAAAAAUCUUAUGAAACUAGAAACAGAUUCAGGGGACGACGUCCCACAGAAAAACCGACAGAGAAGCCUGAAGAACAAGCUGAAGUGAUAACAACAACGGCACGUAAUACACUAGCAGUCAGAUACAGUGACAGACCGCGCUUAUCUGAACGGUACAACAAAAACCACGAGCCUGAAGAACCGGAAGAUCAAGAUCCAAACUACUCAAUACAAAGACCUAAUUACGCUGUUCCAGAGUCUAAUCGGUGGUCACCAAAGAUUUCCACAAAUUCAUUCAAACCUUAUAAUCCUAAUGAUAUUACAGAUGAAGCAAAAGUUGUAGAACAACAGACGGCAGAUGCACCCGAGCUAGAUAUAAUCACAGCUAAGAAUGAAUACGACAAUGUUCUCAUCUCUGUUACUCCUGCGACAAAUAAUAGAGUCAAUAAGAAGAUUCCAGACAUUCCUCCUACUCUAGAAGCGUUGGUAGAACAGAGCAGAUUGACUAAAACAGAAGGGGGCGAUACCAUGUCGACAUUUGAAAGUAUGCUUGAAGAAGUGAUGAAAAGUUUGGAAGAACAAGACGAGGACGAAUACACGAAGAAUGUAAUGAAACACAAAGGAGGAGAAAUUGGCGAAAUCCCACCGGAGAAAAUAAUAUCACCUACCACAGUACCGCAAGAUGUCGCCACUACGACACCUGGCUCUGAGGACGCUGAACAAAUAACACAGAAAGAGCACGAGCGGAAAACGCGACGCCGCGGUUUCUGGAAAAAAGUAAAAGUUCAUCCUGCAACCACAGAGUCAUUCGAAGCGGCGGAAUCCCAAUACUACUCAAACGCAGUCAACCGUCUCGGACAACCUGUACAGUUAUCAAAAAGCGGUCAUGAAAAAUCAGAUAAACCAGACAAGGCGAAACACACAGUCACCACAUACAAACCAACAUAUCAAUUCAUUAAAGAACUUUUCGAGACCGACAACGAAGACAUGGAAAUAACACCAGAUAUUGACAUACCUAAAAUAACGACAGUUAAAUCUGAAAAUAAAAUCCAAAACAAAGAUCGUCAGAGAACUACAAUUGCGUACACAACUAAAUCAGAAUCUAAUGACAAUAUUUAUCCUAUUGAAUUUGACUUAGGCACCGGAUCUCCUGAUUCUAAUUUUGGAGAGAGUACAUCAUUCUUUGCUACAGCAACUGAACCUGUCACUACUAAGAAAGAUAAUUCUGCAGCCGACAGAUCUGACGGUUUUAAUUUCAUGGAUUACUUAUUUGGUGUUACUUCACCAAACGAUGAUGAUGAAAAAACAAAGAAUGAAACUAAAAAUAAUGAAAGUGGCGGAGUAAAUUUAACUGCAAUAGAACAAUCAGAACAAUCUAAAUCAAAAACAACAACGGAAACGACAUACAUACCAGAAGAAUUCACUGCAGUAACGUCUAACGAAGAUAUUGAUGCCAAAUACACAGAUAAAAGCCAAGAUAUUACAAAUAAAGAAGAUAACGUACGUGAAUCUACUGAGCCUUUGAAAAAUCAUAUAGAAACUACCACAGUAUCAUCAUUUAUGGAUUCUCUUAAAGUAAUCAGUACAUCAAUGUCAACGGAGAUAUCACACGAAACAGAAAUUUGUUUCAGAGGUAAAUGUAUUAAAACUAACAAGCCUAUGUUAUAAAGUGAUACUAAAUUGGUGCUAAGACUGUGUUCAAAACUUAGAGUGGAAUAAAUAAGUGAUGAAACUUCAAAUAUCGAUUCAGUGGUAUUAUAGUUUUUUGUAACCAUCUUUAAUCUGUUUCAUUUACUUAAUCAUUUUAUCGAUAUCAAUAUCGAUAUUUAUUAGUACUUGUACUAAAGGUACGCAUUUUACCAGUAAUUUGGGUGAAAUUUUGUAAAUUGUUUACAAUUAACUCUUUACUUAAUUUCACCCUCGGUCUCCAAUGAAUAGGGAACCUAUAAUGAUAAAUUUAAGGUUAGUGGUUACUUAUUAAUAAUGUAAAAUAUCUAUUUACGAAAAAGAAAAUAGUAUUUAAGUUUUUUAUAACUUUUGUAAUAUACUGACUGAUAUUUUAUCCAUAAAUAUAAAUAUUAUAAAUAAAUAAUAUCCCAGUUUUUCUACCUUUGACACAUUUGAUUUGUAAUUAUAUUAAGAGUUUAUAUUAUUACAAGAAAUUGUAAAAAAUCUACUGCUCCUUACAGUGGAUU